This is a messenger RNA of Megalops cyprinoides (Indo-Pacific tarpon), 2184 nucleotides long. It is a transcript of the gene gtf2f1, whose product is annotated as general transcription factor IIF, polypeptide 1. The record is from RefSeq and is a predicted model, not a curated record. NCBI's taxonomy places the organism in Eukaryota, Metazoa, Chordata, Actinopteri, Elopiformes, Megalopidae. Gene Ontology annotation, molecular function: TFIIF-class transcription factor complex binding; RNA polymerase II general transcription initiation factor activity; DNA binding. Gene Ontology annotation, biological process: positive regulation of transcription elongation by RNA polymerase II; transcription initiation at RNA polymerase II promoter. The coding region runs from base 181 to 1794 and encodes 537 amino acids. The transcript is spliced from 14 exons. Gene Ontology annotation, cellular component: nucleus; transcription factor TFIIF complex.
CGCCGCAAAACCAUUAUGUAUUAAUACACGGGCGGAAUCGUUGCUGUUGCUGUAUGCUUCAUCAACAAAGACAGAGGAGACAUUUAGCUACCUAGCUAAGUGUCCGAUCUUCUGCUGUGGGGUUAUUGGCGGAUUUCAAACCGCGUUUUCUUCUGUGUCCCGUCGAGAACCUCAUUCACCAUGACCUCACUGGGGAGCAGCACUUCCUCCUCUGCAACAGAGUACAUCGUCCGAGUGCCCAAAAACACCACCAAGAAGUACAGUAUCAUGGCUUUCAACGCUGGGGACAAGGUCAACUGCUCCACUUGGACGCAGGCGCGGAUGGAGCGAGACAUGAGCAACAGGCGCAUGUAUGCAGAGGAGGAGACGUCAGAGGGAGCUGCCGGCAGCGAGUUUGGGAAGAAGCAGAGGGAGGAGGCCCGUCGAAAGAAGUUCGGCAUUGUCACGCGGGAGUUCAGAGUGGAGGACCAGCCUUGGAUUCUCAAGGUCAACGGCAAAUCGGGGAGAAGGUUCAAGGGACAGAAAAAGGGAGGGGUGACGGAGAACGCCUCCUACUACAUUUUCACGCAGUGCCCCGACGGGGCGUUCGAGGCCUUCCCGGUCCACGGCUGGUACAACUUCACCCCGCAGGCGAAACACCGGACGCUCACGGCAGAGGAGGCGGAGGAAGAGUGGGGGAGGAGGAAUAAGGUGGUGAAUCACUUCAGCAUCAUGCUGCAGCGGCGGCUGAGGGAGCAGGAGCGAGGGGAUGACGAUGAGGAGGAGGGCGAGAAGGCGGGCAAGAAGAAGAAGAAGAAGAAGGGGGGCCGCGGGGGGGACCUGCGCAUACACGACCUGGAGGACGACCUGGAGAUGAGCAGCGACGAGAGCGACAGCAGCGAGGGAGAGGACGGGGAGAGCAAGACCAAGGCCAAGAAGGAGGACAAUAAGAAGGGGAAGGGCAAGAAGAAGAAGAAGAAGAGGAAGGGGGGCAGCGACAGCGAGGCCCUGGAGGACAGCGAUGACGGCGACUUCGAGGGGCUGGAGGUGGACUACAUGUCAGACGAGAGCAGCUCCGAAGAGGAAGAGCAGGAGAAGGUCAAGCCCAAUAAAGGAGAGGACGUUCCUAAAGGGAUCGAUGAGGCGUCGGAGAGCGAGGAAGAGAGUGAGGAAGAAAAGCAGAACGAGGAAGAGGGGAAAGAGGAAGAGGAAGAGGACGGGAAGAAGACUCCUGUACAGCAGGAGAAGAAAAAGAGGAGAGACAGCAGUGAGGAGUCUGAUAGCUCAGAGGACAGUGACAUUGAGAGGGAGGCUACCUCUGCACUCUUCAUGGCGAAGAAGCGUACCCCACCGAAACGGGGAGGGGGCAGGGGGUCGGGGGGCAGCUCCAGGACAGGCAGCCGACCUGGCACCCCUUCCAUCGACAGCGCCACCACCUCCAACACGCUGCGAGCUGCAGCCACCAAACUGGAGCAAGGCAAGCGGCAGCCCGCGGCUUCCAGCACGGACACGCCCGCAGCCAAGAGGCUGAAGAUGGAGCCCAGCCCCCAGAGCCCCUCGGGCAAGACCACCCCACAGCCCACCUCUGGGAAGUCCACGCCCAGCUCCAGUGACGUGCAGCUGACGGAGGAGGCGGUGCGCCGGUACCUGAUCCGCAAGCCCAUGACCACCAAGGACCUGCUGAAGAAGUUCCAGACCAAGCGUACGGGCCUGAGCAGCGAGCAGACGGUCAACGUGCUGGCCCAGAUCCUCAAGAGGCUCAACCCCGAGAGGAAGAACAUCAACGACAAGAUGCACUUCUACCUCACCGAGUGAGGAGGGGGAGGCGAGAGGCAGACAGGGAGGAGGGGGAGGUCUGGCGAGGGAGAGAAGCAGAAGGGGGGUGGCGCUGGUAUAAAACGAAUAAACAAAUAAAGAAUUGAGAUCAUGAACUUUCAUGAACUGCUAAAAAGAAGAGAGAGUUUACAACUGAGCAGCAGGGGAUGGGGAUGGAGGGCCACAAUGGGACCGCUGGCAAAAUACAGUGGUGCUUUGACCUGGAGGUUAAAGGUCAGCAGUAUAGCUUGUUGAGACUUUACCUCUGCAUAAAAGUGGGGGGUCUUACUUAGUGGAACAGGCCGCUUUUUUAGCUUAAGAGUUAAAGGAGUGGUGUUGUGGUGUUGUAGUGUUUUUUUUUUCCCUUUUGUUUGUUGGAGACCUGCUGCA